Molecule: messenger RNA, 1020 nt
Organism: Periconia digitata
Lineage: Eukaryota; Fungi; Ascomycota; Dothideomycetes; Pleosporales; Periconiaceae
Source: the annotation of a GenBank genome assembly
CAUAUACAGUCUGACAAUGUGCCCGGCGCAAGUGAAAACCAGGGUUGACUCGCAAUUUACGUAGACUAUUUGCACGAAAUCAGAUCUUAGCACCGCUCUCUUAACCAAGCGGACGAGGCCGAAGGGCAUGCGAUGAAACGAGCAGGGUACGCUUGCGCAUUCGUAUACCCGGGGUGUUUCCUUAAUCAAGGACGCUAGUCACCAAUUUCAUUGUUAUUAGUCAAUCAGUGCAGCAAUCAAUCGAUCUGAUGAUCAACCACAGUUGGAUUGCUGUGCUGGGGAAGUGUUAAAAAGAAAGAGUGACUACUGAAGGCUUCAUUCCAUCAUCCUCAUCCUUGCGCGCAAAGUGCUACGCAACACAUAUCCACACACCCACACUCGCAGACUCCCACGCUAAUGACUCUACAUGGUGCGCUUGCUGUGUUGUACGGUAGAAUGGUGGGCAGCAAUGUCCACCCACAUACAUCAUCUGCCUAGCACACCACCCAAGCACCCGGAGACAUGCCCACAUGCGCGAUAAUCGCAGAUAUGAUUUGCUUUUUUAAUUGACGCACAGCAGCAGCAGCAGGAGCACUAGAGCAGCAUUGCAGAGCGCAUGCACAACGCAUCGACCAGUGACCACAUGAUGAGGAAACCCUGUCUGGACUUUGCCUUCGUACAACGCACUCUUUGUGUGGAUGAUCUUUGCUUGCUGCGUUGCUUAGUCGUUGUAUGUGGAGAUUUGCGGGUAGACAAGGCGAUAAUAUGGCAACAUUAAGGUACGUAUUAGAAACAUCACUUCAUACGCAGGGCGUCGCACGUAACAGAUGCCUCGUGGACACCAAGACAUGCUUGCAAUCAGACAUCUGUUCCAGUCAUUGGUAUGGAAUAAUAAAUUGCUAUCAGUCAAACAACUCGCACGCCCGACAUCAUAUGCAUACACACGUCUUGAUUGUCUUGUCCGCUAUGCUACCUUCUAUCAAGGUACAUGUUCUCCAGGACGAUUCUUUUGCAGUAAACACUCCUUUCCCUGAUCCAUAG